Molecule: messenger RNA, 898 nt
Organism: Ceutorhynchus assimilis (cabbage seed weevil)
Lineage: Eukaryota; Metazoa; Arthropoda; Insecta; Coleoptera; Curculionidae
Source: the annotation of a GenBank genome assembly
UUUUUUUAUGGCCUUGGACGUAAAAAAUUCUCACGGAUAUUUUAAAGGUUCUGAAUUUAUUGGGAUUUUUAUUAUUUUAAAUUACAGGUUACAAGGUACAAGUUUUCCGAAAAGGAAUUACUAAUGAACUUGGAGGAUUUUGCACAACCUCAGGGGAACAUGAACCCUAUUGAAUGGAAGUCCAUCAGUAGAGCCAGUAGAUUGUAAUGGUUAGGGCGCUUAGGUUAUGGACCUAGAUUAAGGCACACAAAACCCCAAAUCAAGUAUUUUCUUCCAAGAGGGUUUGUAAUUCCAUUUGUGCCUACAUGGAUAAAUCUAUGUGUAUCAACCUUUAAGUUAUUGAAGUUCAAAACUCGUAUCCUAGUAAUAAUGACGGCAACAACUACUAUGACAUUUAUUUGUCAAUCGAAAAAUGGUCCCUCCAGCAUUGAGAAAAUUAAUUUCAAGACUCCUAAUGAAACUCCCAUCCUUCCUGUUUCCCAACUACAGGGUAGCAAUGGGACAACAGCCACAGGAAAUCAACAGCAACAGAAAUUGCAGCUUUGAAUCUUUCAAACAUUUUCUGGCAAAAUUGAUAAAGAGGAAGAAAUCAGUUGAAGUUUCCAAUCCACGAUUAGAGCCUGAUGAACCUUGUUUAUCGCCUAUUCUGUCUUGGGCUGACGAAGUUGAAAAGGAACGUCAAGAUUUUUUAACAAAUGAUGGAUUUGAACUUGAUGAUGCUUCACCUUUGAAGAGAAUUACUGUGGCUGAGAUAACGGCAGUUGAGCUAAAGCCUAUUUCAACAAUGCCAGAAACACCAACAAAAAACUAUCUAGAAGAAGUUUGAUGUUUGAUUUUUUUAGUUAGCAAAUAUUAUAUUAUAGAUUUAAUUAGAAUAAACUUUUCCUUAUUAAAACAA